Messenger RNA from Argiope bruennichi, 848 nucleotides. Its product is annotated as Fanconi anemia core complex-associated protein 24-like. Gene Ontology annotation, molecular function: chromatin binding. NCBI's taxonomy places the organism in Eukaryota, Metazoa, Arthropoda, Arachnida, Araneae, Araneidae. Gene Ontology annotation, biological process: interstrand cross-link repair. The transcript has 5 exons. The record is from RefSeq and is a predicted model, not a curated record. Gene Ontology annotation, cellular component: Fanconi anaemia nuclear complex. Bases 163 to 792 code for a protein of 209 amino acids.
UAUACUGACAUGUGCUUUUGUUCUAUUUCAUGUCGGAAAUAAUGAAUGCUAUUUGAAAAGAAUUAGUUUUGGAAGUCAUUUUAUUGUUAAAUUAAUUUGAAAACACUCAUGCAUAACCUAUUCUAUUUUUACCUUCUUUUCACAAAUAAAACUUAAGAAGAUAUGGCAGAAACAGUUUUUCGUCCUAAUGUACCUCCAGGGCACAUAUAUGUAAAUGAUAAAUGGACAAAUAACGAAUUAUAUACGUUUCUCAAUCGCAGAGUUCAAACAAUAACGAAUGAUUCUAUGGAUUUUGUUGAUUUUUAUCCUUCGACUGAAUUUGCUGUCAUAUAUGUAACAGAAGCCGACUUAGUAGCAGGGACUAAUUAUCGGAGGAAUCUAGCUAAAUUAAAAAAGGCAAAUUAUGAAAGAACUGCUGUUAUAGUUGAAAAGACAACUAUUAGUAGUCAGUAUUUUAGUAGUUUUCAGAAAUUUGCUGUUCUUGAACUUGGCUUAGGAAUCAUUCCUGUGUCUGGAUCUGAGGAAUGCUGUCAAGCACUUGUAGCUAUGGUUCGUAUGGGUUGUGAGGAUAAAUCUAACCCGUUUAUGUUAAGAGGCCGUGUUCCGCCCCUAGAAACUUAUCUUCUGAAGACUCUUCUUACUGUUCCUUCAUUGGGUGAAACAAAAGCUCAAGCAUUGUUAUUAAAGUUUAAGAGCUUAAUCAAUAUUUGUAAUGCCAGUUUGGAGGAUCUAACGAAAAUUAUUGGUGCAAACAGUGCUCAGCAAGUUUAUAAUUUUUUUCAUACAUGUUAAUUUUUCCUGUUCAUGUAUUUAUUUUACAUACAUAAAGAAAGUAUUUAUUUUUCAUA